Penicillium vulpinum is the source of this 942-nucleotide messenger RNA. RefSeq lists its product as uncharacterized. The annotation marks the transcript as partial. The record is from RefSeq and is a predicted model, not a curated record. NCBI's taxonomy places the organism in Eukaryota, Fungi, Ascomycota, Eurotiomycetes, Eurotiales, Aspergillaceae. The transcript has 3 exons.
AGAAAAAAGUCUACUACUUCACCUUCUUCCGCUGAUCUCUCUUCUGCGACUCAAAGAAUAACCGAACAAACCUAUGCAUCUGCUGAAAACGCCCUUGCUUAUCCUGGAAGAGAUAAAGUCGAUGUUAGGGCACCAUGCCUGGUCAGAAGGGAAACCACAUGUCGUCAUGGCCACCCGGGGGUGAUAAACGAUCAUUUUUGCAAACUAUCGCAAGGGCGCUUUCAAAUCGCAUGUUACGAUAUUGCGUUCUAUCGGAUUGCUGAAGGCGGAGAAUAUCGAUUGCCCUCUGAUAGUACCUACCAACGACAAGCUUGGAGGGUUGGUAUCGCGUUCAAUCGAUUUAAUUUAAUUCGUUGGGCACCACAUAGCAUGCGACAAAAGAUUGCCCUCUGGGGAAUUUACAUACGGCCCCAGGCCAUGACUCGGAGUAACGAGGUCUAUGAAUAUGGCAGUGCCCUUAUUCUGGAAGAUGUCUGGGGAACUCCAGGACAAGACAACCGUGGGGAAUACAAAAAGCUACUCACCGAUGCUGAGUUCACGAAACACACCGAUCGGAAGUUUGAAGAAACAACGAUGUAUUUCACUCUUGAGGAAUUUGUGCUUGAAGCCCAAUGGCUUCUUCGCCAAUUCACGUCAAGACGUAGAGAUGGUAGAAUUUGUGCUAAUCCAGGCACUACUUAUAAUUUGGGUUUUGCGAAUUGUCAAGACUUCGCUAAAUUCGUCAUGGAUAGGCUAGAAAGUUCUCGGUACGACUGGACUGAUAGCAAGAGAUUGAGUCAGCCCUUUGUUCUUUCCUCUCUUGAGGAUGAAAUACUGAAGGACCUUGAAGACGAAGCGAAUGAUGAUUACCACGAGGCAGUCAGUUAUGCAUACAAUCAAGUGGCAUUGUCUCACGAGUUCUCCGGAAUCACCAGCUUCUCAAGUACCGCCAACCAUUGGUAA